This is a messenger RNA of Vicia villosa (hairy vetch), 950 nucleotides long. RefSeq lists its product as uncharacterized. The transcript has 4 exons. The coding region runs from base 51 to 758 and encodes 235 amino acids. NCBI's taxonomy places the organism in Eukaryota, Viridiplantae, Streptophyta, Magnoliopsida, Fabales, Fabaceae. Gene Ontology annotation, molecular function: protein binding. The record is from RefSeq and is a predicted model, not a curated record.
UAAAGCAAAAAAAAAGACCUGAGAGAAGGAUAGAGUGGCGUUUGAAAUAGAUGGACACUCUGUUCGUCGGUUGUCAUGUGGCGUCGGCCCCAUCACCCAAACGAAGUCACACCAAAGCACAUCAGCAACCGCUUCAAGAAAUACGGGUUUGCACCAACCGUGCUUGCCGGAAACAAGGAUCCUUUCAAACCCUAGAAACACUCUCUGGUAUCGCUCCUCCCAACGUCGCCGUUAAGUCCUCCGGCUGCUUGGGAAAGUGCGGCGCCGGACCCAACCUGGCGUUCCUUCCAGAUGGCAUCAUCGUGGGUCAUUGCGGGACGGCUUCUCGUUGUUUGGAGGUGAUGUUUGGUGGAAGAGAUAAUUCCAAAACUAGUUUGGAUGCGCUUGCUUUGAGGAAGAGGGCAGAUGUUGAAUUUGAGAACAAAAACUUUUCUGAGGCCGACCUUUUGCUGUCACAGGCUAUAGAUUUGAAACCAUUGGGUGGCUUACAUGUCACAUUUAAAUGCAGGUCAUUGGUAAGGAUGGAAUUGGGCAACUACUCGGCUGCCCUCCAAGAUGCUAAUGAGGCUUUGCUAUUAGCUCCUAACUAUUCUGAGGCUUAUAUCUGCCAAGGUGAUGCCUUUUUGGCAUUCAACAAUUUCGAUUUGGCAGAGCAGUCAUAUUUAGCCGCUUUAGAUAUAGAUCCUUCCAUCCGUCGUUCUAAAUCUUUCAAGGCCCGAAUAACAAAGCUUCGGGAAAAACUUGCUCGUGUUGAAUAAUACAUGAUAGGAUUUGCCUUCUGAAUGCCAGAGGAAUAUAAUACUGAGCUUUAUUGCAUAAUAUCUGUUUUAAUUUAAUUCAUUUAUUGUACUUAAUAAAAAAAAUGCAACUCAACAACUAAAAAUACCCUGUAGGUAGGAACUUACUCAUGUUGUAUAAUAAAUAGUCAAAUAAGAUUGGAUUGGAUUUUA